Messenger RNA from Saccostrea cuccullata (small rock oyster), 1393 nucleotides. RefSeq names its product large ribosomal subunit protein uL24m-like. Gene Ontology annotation, molecular function: structural constituent of ribosome; RNA binding. Gene Ontology annotation, cellular component: ribosome; mitochondrion. The coding region runs from base 113 to 832 and encodes 239 amino acids. The record is from RefSeq and is a predicted model, not a curated record. Gene Ontology annotation, biological process: translation. NCBI's taxonomy places the organism in Eukaryota, Metazoa, Mollusca, Bivalvia, Ostreida, Ostreidae. The transcript is spliced from 6 exons.
AUUUCCUACAUGUGUUUCUGAGUUUGUCGCUGGUCAAACAACAAGAUAAUGAGAUUUGGAUGAUAUAUGUUAGAAGAAAUCGUUUAUUUAUCAUUUAAAUCAGUUAGAGAAAAUGAAAUUAACCUUAAAUCUACUCAGACGAACUGACUACUGGGACAGAUUUGUACAUCGACUGGUCAGACAAACAAUUGGACAGGGUAAAUGUAAACCAUUAAGAGGCUGGAGAGAGUGGGAAAAAGAUUGGCGUUUUACUAAAUAUGGACCCACUCACCCGACAGAACUGAGAUUAAAUUCUAUACACUAUGGCCAUAAGAAACCUCUUAUGACACCAUAUUAUGAACCCUACAUAUUUGAAAAGGACAUGGUGAUCUGUAUGGUUGGAAAAGAUAAAGGUAAAAUUGGAGUAGUAGCCGAAGUGUUUAGAGAUGUCAACGAAGUCAUUGUGGAGAACAUGAAUGUUAGAUAUGAAGUAAUGAAUGGACAGACCUUUAGUAGGAUGGUUCCACUAAAACUUCCUGAUGAAGUUAAAUUGGUUGAUCCUACAGACAAGUCACCUACAGAUAUUUUAUGGCGGUAUCUGGAGGACGGAACGAGGGUUCGAGUUUCCAAGAAAUCUGGCCGUGUUAUUCCUGUUCCCAUCAAUGAAGAACAAAAAACAGAGGGGGAUGAGAUUGCUAUAAAUUCAUAUUCUAUCAACAAAGAUAAAGAUACAGACAAAAAUGAAGUAAACUUAGUGACCUUUAAACCAAAGUUAAAGACGUUUGAACAGGAUAUAAUGGAUCAGAUGGGGAUAAAAGAGGAACGUGAAUAUAAGCCAACCUUCUGGUACUGAGUGGACCCAGACAGAUAGUGUGUUCAUAGAGAUAAUAUAACGGAAAAAACAAAAACUUAUUUUAGUUCAGAUGAGCUAUUUAUAUGAAUAAAGAUGUGGUUGAUUUCGAUUGAAGUGUUUGCUGUAUUUAGCUUAACUGCUCAGAGACCAGAAGAGUUUAUGUAAUUUUAGAGUGUCUGUCUGUCUAGCUGUCUGUCCAUCUGUUUGUCUGUAAACAAUUUUUCAAAAUACUACUUCUACAGUUUUCAUUUUAUUUCAGUAUGACUUGAGAUCAUUAUUCUAUUUAUGCCUGUUGCAAAGUUUCAAGUCCAAAUUCUACUUUUCCUAUGUUACAUGAGUAAACCAGUAGAGCUACAGUCUCGUCAGAUACUUCUGGUUUUCUUUGUAGCUACAUGCUUUUAAAUUUUGAACACCCACUUCUCAGUAACCAGUUAACCAGCUUCAGUUUGCUGAAUACAACAUAUCCUUGGAUUUCAAAGAGGAUUUAUUUAUAUUCACAUCAGGCUGUUUUUUUCUCCUUUAAAGUAACCCUUUAAAGAAAUUUAAAUUGAAUUAAAACAA